GUUCUCGAGACAUUUUAUGCCUUUAAUCCCCAGAUUCAAUUAAAAAUAGGCACUGUUGAAGCACAACCGCGGCCAGUCUGUACGAUGGGAGACCCAAGCCAGGCCCCUUCUCCGCCGGGGCGAGAGGCAUACCGAACCUUCUUCCGUCAAAGUUUUUCUCCCGAGCCCACAAACGAAAUAUUCGAAAUUGCACUGAAUCUCAAUAGAAUAGCUGCCAAUAUCAAAUGUUCUAUUCGCUACACGCUCACAAGGAUCUUGGGGGUCAUUCAAAGAAACAGCACGUCAUACGAUCCUACCACGACGAAAAGACCCCGCGAUUCCUGCUCAAGUCUACACCCUUAACCGCAAGAGGGGCGAUGAAUUCGCAUCAUCCCCAGACUACGGUUGGAGCCGUGCUGCGUGGCCUAGCAUGGAUGGCAGAUGUUGCGGCGAUAGUUGUUCUCGGUUAUGUGGCUCACGCGUGGCCUGCAAAUGCAGGUGUAGUAGCCUCUGGAUUAAUAGCAGCUGCAAUUGCAAUGCUGAAUGAUAGCUGGCAGAUGAUUGCCGUGAUAGAUCGAUACUUUACAUUCCCAGCCAUGCCUCCUGGCCGACUGUUACUGCAUGACGGCAUAUGCCUUAUCACGGCGGCCAGUGGAGUUGCCAUGAUUGUAUUCAUGGGCGGAGAGACAAAAGAACAUCAUGAUGUCUUCCCUUUCAACGGAGAGAUCAAAGUCAGCGCACAGCCUAGCGAGCAGCCACAAAGCAUCUUUUCAGAAAAGGAUUUGCUGGCCAAGGGCGUCUGGCUCAUAUUUUCCAUCAUCGCGUUUCGAGUGCUAUUCAUCGCAUGGUCCAGCUACGACUGCAUGCUUCUUUACCGAAGCUUUCCUGGCGGCUAUCGCCCGCGGCUACGUGUUCCAAUUUAAAGCGACCAUAAUAACUACAAAGACUCUUUUUCUCAUCUUUCAAGGCGCAUAAUGGGUUUGGCGUUUGUUUGCGUUUUGGACUCUACAGCAUAUAUGCAUACGGCUUUGGCCGCUGUUUGGAGCCAGCAUGCUGAUGGCUAUGAAAGCCGGUUUUUGGCCUAUUUAACGGCCGAUAUUGCCUGUGGCGCUUAAAUCAAUGAUAUAAUUUGCUUAAGCAAAGUGGAAAAACUCCAACGUGAUUUCUUUACUAUGCGCUGUCCUGCACUAGGCCACGGUUACUGGCCAUGGGCCCAUCUUGCCACCAAUUAGUACAUGGACUCGCCACUUUCGAUAUUUCAUUGUUCUAUUUUUGAACACAAUGGGAACAAUCUGCGACCGCCAGCCCUGGAAUUUUGCUGGAUGCGUGGCGGCGGGUUACCGAUCGGGCCGCUGCGGGAGCUGCUCAGAGCCAAUCGACGGCGGAUAUAAGUGGCAA
Molecule: messenger RNA, 1377 nt
Organism: [Torrubiella] hemipterigena
Lineage: Eukaryota; Fungi; Ascomycota; Sordariomycetes; Hypocreales; Clavicipitaceae
Source: the annotation of a GenBank genome assembly